GACGGCUGGACACGGGCCACCAUCGCUGACGGCCACGGUCAGUCGUGGUUCAUCCGCGUACCCGUUCGCGGUGUUUUUUUUCGGAACCGUCCCCCGGGGGGGGCGUUGCAAGUAACAAAGCGUCUGUUUGUGGCGUCUGUUUUCGUCCAGCUACUCAGCGUCUCAGUGUGUGUGUGUGUGCGUGUGUGUGUGUGUGUGUGUGUGUAGACAAUACCUUUCUUCAGUCGACAAUCAAACCUCAUCACUUAACUUCCUAAAGGCGAAAGAGAGAGAGAGAAAGAGAGAGAGAGAGAAAAUGAAGCACGCCAAGCGAUACCUCGUCGGUGUAUCCGCCUUGCUCGUCCUCGUGGUCGGUGGCGGUGUCGCCCUUGGCAGGGCACUGAACAAGGAUGGCGAGCUGAUGGAGGACAUGACGCCGAAGUCGCUGGAGGUGAUACUGGGCGAGAUACGCAGCCUGAUGCAGGACUACUCGAUCGAGGCAUACAUCGUGCCAUCGGUCGACGCGCACAAUAGCGAGUACAUCUCGGAGCACGACCGGCGGCUACAGUACGUGACCAACUUUACCGGUUCGGCCGGUACCGCCAUCAUCACGCUGACGGCGGCCGUCCUGUGGACCGAUUCGCGCUACCACCUGCAGGCGGAAGCGGAACUGGACGGGACCCACUGGCGGCUGAUGCGCGAAGGGCUGGCCGGGGUACCGAGCCGGGACGAGUGGCUGCUGGCGACACUGUCACCCGGUGCCCAGGUCGGCACCGAUCCGUUCCUGAUCGCCUCGACCGAGUACGAGCGGUUGGGCGGUGUGCUGGCCGGUGCCGGCCACCGGCUCAUCACGCUCGAGCGCAACCUGGUGGACAGCGUGUGGAACAACCGGCCACCGCAGACGGCCGAACCGCUGCUCCCGCUUGCCCUGCAGUACUCGGGCCAGCGGGCGAUCGACAAGGUGGUGGCGGUGCGGGACGCGCUGCACGCUUCCGGUGCCAACGGUAUCGUCAUCAGUGCGCUGGACGAGAUCGCCUGGUUGCUAAAUCUGCGCGGAUCCGACAUACGCUACAAUCCGGUCUUCUUCGCGUACGCGCUCGUCACGCACGAGCGUAUCCACCUGUUCACUGGGCCGGAACGCAUUAACGAGACGAUCCGGCAGCACCUGCGCACCGAGGGACUGGCGGCACUGGAUGUGCGCGACUACCGCGACAUCCUGGCCGGUAUCGACGAAUACGUCCGGGCCGGUCACCGGCUGCUGGUGUCGACGUCCUGCAGCCAGGCACUGUACGCGGCGAUACCGGCCGCCCAGCGGCUGCAGGAGUACAGCGUGCUGGCCAAGCUGAAGGCGGUGAAGAACGCGAUCGAGGCGGAGGGGAUGCGCCGAGCGCACGUGCGCGACGGUGCCGCUGUCGUCCGCUACCUGGCCUGGCUGGAGGCGUCGGUCGGCGGGCAACCGGCGCCGAACACGCCGAACGUGACGGAGCUGUCGGGGGCCGCGCAGCUGCACGCGUUCCGGCGCCAGCAGGACCUGUUCGUAGACCUCAGCUUCACCGCCAUCAGUGCGUUCGGGGCGAACGGGGCGAUCGUACACUACAGUCCAACGCCGGACACCGACGUACCGAUCACGCUCGACGGCAUCUACCUGAUCGACUCGGGCGGCCAGUACCUGGACGGUACGACGGACGUCACGCGCACGAUCGCACUCGGCGAACCGACCGCGUUCCAGCGCGAAUGCUUCACGCGCGUCCUCAAGGGCUUCCUCUCGCUCGCCUCGGCCGUCUUCCCCACGCGUACCUCUGGCACCGUGUUCGACGUGCUCGCCCGAAAGGCCCUGUGGGACGCCGGGCUGGACUAUGGGCACGGUACCGGGCACGGCAUCGGUUCGUUCCUCGGUGUGCACGAGUAUCCACCCUCGUUCGUGUCGAACACGGCCUCGCCCAGCAACCAGGGCGUGUUGGAGAACAUGUUCUCCUCCAACGAGCCCGGCUACUACGAGCCGGGCCAGUUCGGCAUCCGGAUCGAGGACAUUGUGCAGGUGGUGCGGGCGAACGUGACGCACGAUUUCAACGGGCGCGGCGCCCUCACCUUCUACAGCAACACGGUCGUGCCGAUUCAGCGCAAGAUGCUCGACCUAACGCUGCUCUCAGCCGCGGAGCUGGCCCAGCUGAAUGCUUACCAUCGGCGUGUCCGGGAGCAGGUCGGUCCGCUGCUGGUCGCCCAGAACGAUCCCGCUGCGUACAGCUGGUUAAUUGCAGCGACCGAGGAAAUCACCAUCCCGGCAUCCGGCAAUCCGGUAACAGGAGUUCAGGAGGUCAAGGCAGGUGGCAUCGUGUGAGACGCGAACGGUAUGCCCGAUGGAGCGGCCAUGUAUUAGCUCCGGUGCACUGGUAAAGUAGGCGCGCAUGCGGCAUCCGGAACAGCGUGACGAAACCUUCCCUUCACUAUGUCCAGACGGUAU
Molecule: messenger RNA, 2440 nt
Organism: Anopheles aquasalis
Lineage: Eukaryota; Metazoa; Arthropoda; Insecta; Diptera; Culicidae
Product: xaa-Pro aminopeptidase ApepP-like
Molecular function (GO): metalloaminopeptidase activity
Source: RefSeq, a predicted model, not a curated record